This is a messenger RNA of Oreochromis aureus, 441 nucleotides long. RefSeq names its product Fc receptor-like B. The annotation marks the transcript as partial. Gene Ontology annotation, biological process: cell surface receptor signaling pathway. NCBI's taxonomy places the organism in Eukaryota, Metazoa, Chordata, Actinopteri, Cichliformes, Cichlidae. Gene Ontology annotation, molecular function: transmembrane signaling receptor activity. The record is from RefSeq and is a predicted model, not a curated record. The transcript has 3 exons.
AUGUCAGAUCUAAACCUGGAGGACGACAGCUCUGCUGGAUGGACUCUGAGGAGAAACACAAGCAAACAACAGAGGACUCAGUGUGGAGAUGGGUGGGGGAAAUCAGCUGGUUCUUUCUGUAACAUCAGCUACAUCUACACAUGGGAGAGUGGAGUUUACUGGUGUGAGUCCAGAGAGGGUCCCAUCAGUAACAUGGUUAACCUGACAGUCACUGGUGGAUCAGUGAUCCUGCAGAGUCCUGUCCUCCCUGUGAUGGAGGGAGAUGACGUCACUCUGCUCUGUAAAACAAAGACCACUCCCUCCAACCUCCCAGCUGCUUUCUAUAAAGAUGGCUCCCUCAUCAGGAAGCAGCCUACAGGUCACAUGACCAUCCAGCAUGUUUCCAGGUCUGAUGAAGGCCUCUACAAGUGUGACAUCAGCGGUCAUGGAGAGUCUCCAUCC